AUGGCGGAGGCGGCGGAGGAGUUGAAGACAAAAGUGAGGAUCGACGAGCUGCGACAGCGCUUUGAGUUGGAGGGAUACGAGGAGCACCCGGAGCUCUGGCGGACGUUGCAGGAUCUGCGUCAGAAGGUACUUGAGCAGGAGGCGUUCCUCAAGGAAUCCCUGAUGGAUGUCGUUAAUCUGUCGCGGCCCCUUCCUGGCGAGGAUCGCGACGCCUUUGCGAUAAGGCUCACGCGAGAAGUAAACGAGUAUGCCAAGUCCCACCGCCUCGACCAGCGAGACCUGGGGAAGAAUACGGACAUAAAGGACGACUACACCGCCGCUGUGAAGGGGUUUCUCGAGAGCUUUGCGUUGACACGCGGCAGGCGCCCUGGUCACGAUGUUGGCUGCCAAUGCAACCCGGACGAUCUCGGCUACGUGGAUGAGGAGAUCCGACGCACGGAGGAGGAAAUGGAGGACCUUUACUUUCAUGCGCGUGGGCUGUUCAGCGCCAUAAAACUCACCAUUGUUGCCGUAGGAAAUGUUAUGGGAUUUCACGCCUCCCUUGAAUUGGAAUCAACGUGCAAGCGUUGCUUUUACAUAUUUGAGAGCCCACGCACGCUUUGUCCAUGCGGCCACACCUUCUGCCAGCAGUGUCUGCCGCUUAUGUUCACGGAGCAGGGCGAACUGAUAUGCGAAGAGUGCGGCUCACUGUGUGAAGUUGGCUACACGCCAAACCUGGCGCUGGAGCUCGUGGCCAGCUACCAAGUCAUGCAGCACACCGACUACGACGAUGACGAUGACGAUGACGGUGAUGGUGAAAUUGGCUGCGUUGUGCAGCGGCGCAGCAUUGAGGAGGUGCUAACAGCAAUGCUGAAGGAUCUCAUGAGCACUCAAACCACAAUAGCGGAUGCACCACGAAAAACGGCGGGGAAAGCGGCACCCCACCCGCUGGAGCUCGUUAUGUAA
Messenger RNA from Trypanosoma cruzi, 945 nucleotides. RefSeq lists its product as uncharacterized. Bases 1 to 945 code for a protein of 314 amino acids. The transcript has a single exon. The record is from RefSeq and is a predicted model, not a curated record. Lineage: Eukaryota; Euglenozoa; Kinetoplastea; Trypanosomatida; Trypanosomatidae.